Messenger RNA from Prunus dulcis (almond), 1807 nucleotides. Its product is annotated as transcription factor BHLH089. Bases 518 to 1381 code for a protein of 287 amino acids. The record is from RefSeq and is a predicted model, not a curated record. The transcript is spliced from 6 exons. Gene Ontology annotation, biological process: regulation of DNA-templated transcription. Gene Ontology annotation, cellular component: nucleus. Lineage: Eukaryota; Viridiplantae; Streptophyta; Magnoliopsida; Rosales; Rosaceae. Gene Ontology annotation, molecular function: DNA-binding transcription factor activity; protein dimerization activity.
UAUUUAGAUCCGACGGUGGAGAAGCGAGGCAGAGGUUUUACAUAAGACUGGAAGAAGAGUGAGAGAGAAGGCAGGAAGAGGGCAUGAAAAGAAAGGGACAGUGAAACGCUGGAGGCUCCGAGAAAAGCUCUCGCUGGAAGUGACUUGGUUUCGCAAGUCCCGAGGUCGCUGUCUAUGAAAAUAGUGUGUGUUGUGAAAAUUGAAGGAAAGAGAAAGAAAGAGAAAACUAAAGGGAAAACUCACCAGUACGCAGUAGGCACAGUGCGCACCAACCUCCACUGUCCAAGGAGAUCACGCAGAGCUUCUCUCUCUCUCUCUACCUCUUGCUAUCCAUUUCUAGCUUAAAUGCUCUCACUUUCUCUCAUCUUCUUUUCCGAAGCUACUACUUACUAAAAAACGCUCUCUUUCCCCUUCGCGGCUAAGAUUUAACUUAAUAUUUGAAUCCGGCGAAUGCAAACAUUUAUUCCAACUCCAAUUCAAAUCCAAACCCGAACUUGAAUCGGAUCGGAGUGUGAAAAUGGAUCCGCCUACGCUCGUCAACGAGUGCUCCUUCUCGAAUGCCAAUGCGACGUCGUUUAAUCUCUCGGAGAUCUGGCAGUUCCCGAUGAACGGCGGCGGCGCGAGCGGUGGGGAUUCUGGAGGAGGAGGUGCGCUGGGGCUGCGGAGGCCGAACUUCGGUCAGAAUUUCGCGCAGUUUGGGGACGUUUCGGGUGCGAUUCGGGACGUCUUGGCCGGUAGUGAUCCGAAUCCGAUGAGCUUGGACGUCAGAGGCAGCCACGGUGGCGGUGCCGCGAGGAAAAGGCUCGAUGCAGAGGACGAGUCCCCCAAAAGCAGUGGCCAUAUUGGCGGGAGUGAUUGCGAUGGGAAAAGGCUUAAAACAGCAGCAAGAAGUAGAGAUGAGACCUGUGAGUCGAAAGCCGAAGCAGAAACCAGUUCAGGGAAGCCGGUGGAACAAAGUACUCAGCCCCCCGAUCCACCUAAGCAGGACUAUAUCCAUGUGCGAGCUAGGAGGGGUCAAGCUACUGAUAGCCACAGCCUUGCAGAAAGAGCCAGAAGAGAAAAGAUAAGUGAGAGGAUGAAAAUUCUCCAAGAUCUGGUCCCUGGUUGUAAUAAGGUUAUUGGGAAAGCCUUGGUCCUUGAUGAGAUAAUUAAUUACAUCCAAUCACUACAGCGUCAGGUGGAGUUCCUGUCAAUGAAGCUUGAAGCAGUCAAUACAAGAAUGAACCCCGGAAUUGAGGUGUUUCCUUCUAAAGAUUUCGGUCAACAAACAUUCGAUACCUCUGCAAUGGCAUUUGGUACGCAACCUCCAAGGCAGUAUAGUCGGGGGUCUUCACCAGAGUGGUUGCACAUGCAGGUUGGUGGUGGUUUUGAAAGAACAUAGCCUAGAACGUCCUCUUCGACCAGGAAUAAAAGCAUCAAGACAAAUGCUUCAUCCUCCUUCAUUAUCUGUUAAAAAAAGUAUACCGCAUUAUGUUAAAUCAAGGAAGAUCUCCUCCUCAUAUCCUACAUCAGAGCAUGGAGUUGUGGUUUUGGCUGUCUACAGAAAGGCUGCUCAAACUUAGUUAAAUUUACUAAACAUCAUCUCUCCAUUUGUAUGUGUUGUGGAAAAUUGAACUUUUGAACUUGAUAUAUCCUCUAUAGCAGGCUACACAUUCUUCUCCUUAUAAAUACCCAAACAUAACCUCCGGAAAAUGAGUAGCCUUCUUGCAAAAAGAAUGCUGCUUGUUCUAUAUUUCAGAUGCUCACCUCUUGUGUAAACUCUGUUUUAACAUUGAUUUAUUAUUAAAGCUGAAACUACCUUAAAUAA